Molecule: messenger RNA, 291 nt
Organism: Letharia columbiana
Lineage: Eukaryota; Fungi; Ascomycota; Lecanoromycetes; Lecanorales; Parmeliaceae
Exons: 1
Coding region: 1-291 (96 amino acids)
Source: RefSeq, a predicted model, not a curated record
AUGGCGAGCCGCACCCAAAGAUGGAACCCUAAUCUUGAUGCAGACACAACGCAUUACCAGACAGCCUCGCCUCGCGCUCUCGUCUAUCGACCACAAAGAGAUGAUCAUACACGUCCCGUAAGCCGCAUCCUACGCCCACCUCCGAAAUUGGAUCGUCCUGUUAAGGAAAAGGGACCAACGGUACGAUGCUCCAUACCUCUUCCACUGAAGCGGCUUUGGCGUGAUCAGGGCAUUCCACCUAAGUACCACUAUUCUCCCUUCCCUAUUCUCAUCAGCAUAAACCUCUCGUGA